UGACCAGGAAGUGACAGCGAAAGUUUCGGACAGCACGAACCUACACGGAAUGCCUACCAGCUGACAUGUAAGAAAAUUCGACAACCAAAUCUGACUUUUGUUAGUAUACGCAGAUACAGUUGUAAAAACAAUCACAACAAAUUUUUAAAGUAACUCUUCCUGUCAAAACAUGAUAUUUUUGAAAUAAAAUCAUGGAUGCAAGUCAUAAACAGCUUCUAAAGAAGCACCGUGUGGAACUGGUGAACAACAUCAGAGACGUGGACUCGGUUCUGGACCAUCUGGUGUCUGCAGGGGUCAUAGAAGACGAGGAAGAAAGGGAGAUCAAAGACCGAGAAGGGGCAGGUGCGAAGGCGCAAGUCCGGAAACUCCUGGCGAUUCUGGCGGAUAAAGGGGGCAGCAGUUUCCGUUCCUUCUGCACGGCGCUACAGAACAGUGGAUACAAACGGCUCGCCAACUUGCUCAGGGGAGACGAUGUGAAGAAAGCUCUACACGAUGAAACAGCGAUCGCUGGAAGAACCAAUGGAGAAGGGAUGAGAGGCGAAACACCAAGUGCAGCUUCAAGUGCAAGUGUGAGCUCUGAACAAAGCACUAAGGAGGAUGUGGAGAUUGGCCAAGAUGACAUGCAGAAAUAUUUUGACAAAGUCAUCACCAAAGUCAGUAACAAGUGGGACGACCUGGCCCGGAAGCUGGGGUUCAAUGAGAACGAAAUAAAAGGAAUCAGGGCAGAUGAGACAUUGAAGCCUGAUCAAGACCACUGGUGCAGAGAAAUGCUGCACAGGUGGAGAAACAAGAAGGGAAGGGAGGCUACUCUACAGGUUCUGAAGCAGGCACUCAUCGACAUUGAUGAAAGUCUGACAGCAGAGAGUUUAGAUGAGUUACAGGAGCCACAGCCGUCCACUAGCAGUCUUAAAAGGAAGGAAGAACCUUUGGGACAAACAGAGAAGUCGAAGAAACCAAGAACUGAUUCUGAAGAUGAAGAAUCUCAUGAGAAAGCUGUAGCCCAGCCUGGCUCCAUCACCAUUGCCGAAGUGACAGAAGACAGUAUCAGGAUCACCUGGGCAGAAGCAGUUGGCGCCAAAGACAGCUACAGGAUCAGCAUCUCUAAGGCUGAUGGUGUCACCGCUCCUAGUGUAAGUGUGAACGCUGGAGAUCCACUGGAACACACCUUCUCUGGUCUGACAGCAGGAACUGAGUACACCAUCAGUGUUGUAACUGUCAGUGGUGGGGUGUGCAGUGUGGCAAGAACAAAGACACAGAGGACAAAUGAGGCAAUCAUCAGCGAAGAUGGAGAUGAAAGAAACAACAAAUUUUACAAGUUCGUUGAGAGGAGUGAGGAAAUAUUUCACGAUGAGGUGCUUCGAGAUCCAAAGAAAUUUUCGAAAGCUGUAAAAGCGUUUAGACGACAUGCAAACAUAGUCUUGGGUACGGACGAGUCAAGUGCGGACGACUCUGAUGUACAGAAACUUUCUGCCAGGGCAAAGUUGACAAUCAGAAGGAAAACAAAAGAUGAGAUAGCACGGGUUGAUGACCUCCUUUUUAAAGAUACAAGAUCUCUACGUAAUACAGCAAUAUACAAUGGCCUUACACGAAGUUUUCGGCUUUUUAAGGCCACCCUGAGGAGAGCUAUGCGAGGCUGUGUUCUAUGUUACCUUGAAUUUGACGAUGAGUCUUGCUACAAAACAUUUCUGCGAGCUUACAGAGACGGACGUUUGUCCGACACCCUGACCCGGGAACUGAUCACAGACGACAUGAGGGCAGCAGAAGGGGAGGAUCUGUACGUACACGUCACGCUGCUGGGAGAGGACGGGGGAUGUCAGGACGACAGUCUUUCCGACGAAAAUGACCCAAGAGGUCCUACAGGAAGAAGCCAGGUGGAAAUUUCUACAUCCGGGUUUCCAGAUGUCUUCAUCAAACAGGAGCCUCUGUCUCCAGUAAAGGUGGAACCAAAACCGUCGUGCAGCUACGCAACAGAAGCAGAGGACACCAAACCAACUUUAGAAGCGAAGCCCCAACAGCCUCUUGGUGUUAAAACCGAACUUAUCAACAGACGACCUCCGUUCGACUAUCAGAAAGUGCGUCUUCGUGUAAAGGCAGAACCUCACUUCCAUGUGAAAAGGGAAGGACACCAACCCGGUCACGUGAUAUUACAUCAGCACAGGGUGACAAGAAUGGGCCCCAGCGUCAAAACAGAAGAAGAAGAGGAUGAGCAGGAGAAAACAGAAGAGCAUCACUUCAUCAAAACAGAACCACGUCCCAGACUUAAGGCAGAACAACACACUCACCAUCAAAUGAAAAUAGAACAUCACAGACCGCGUCAUAUCACAGACACAGAACAUCACAUGGACACAGAGCACCAAAUUGACACUGAACACCAAAAGGACACAGAACAACACAUGGACACAGAACAACACAUGGACACAGAACAACACAUGGACACAGAACAUCACACGGACACAGAACAACACAUGGACACAGAACACCACAUGGACACAGAACAUCACACGGACACAGAACAACACAUGGACACAGAACACCACAUGGACACAGAACAUCACACGGAUACAGAACAACACUUGGGCAUAGAACAUCACACUGGCACAGAACCACAUCCGUACAUGGACCCACCAUCAAUAAAAGAGACAGAAAUAGUUGCCGGUUUUGGGGUCCAACAGGAACAAACGGAACUGAUGUAUCAGCCACAGCAACAGGAGGAGCCCUUCUGUUCUCACUGCUGCAACCAGCUGAUGUUGCUAGCCGACAGACUGGGUCCCUACUGGACAUGGCUGGCCUUUCAGCUGGGAUUCACCAGUACAGACGUGGAGAGGAUCAGCAGCACCUACCACCCCAGAUACCACCCUCACUGGUGUCUGUGGGAGUGGGUACAGAGGGAGCUGUGGGGAGCAUCAAUGGACGCCGUGUUGGUGGGACUGAGAGCAGCUGGGCUGCACCAGAUAGCAGAUGCGGUGGAGACCGGUGAACUGUUCCAGAAGGAUGUGGACGAUGGGUCAUGGGGGUUAGAGGGGAAAGGUCAAAGUGCUAAAGGUGACGGGUCAAGUUCAGAUGGAGACUCGGAUGACGAUGGAGAUUCUGGUGGUGCAGCAAAACGUAAAGUCACGCCUCGACCAAGUACAGCACAUGAACUAGACAGACAGCUAGCCGCUGUUGCUGACCAUUUGGGUUCCAUGUGGGAGCGGCUGGCUUUGUCUCUCGGCUUCACCACUGACUACAUCCGGGACCUGACAGCCAGGCAGCCCCCAUCCCUCCGUCCUCACCAGCUGAUCUGUGAUUGGAUGAAGAGGAACGCUGGUGACGUCACACUGGAGCGGCUGGUGCAGGCCCUGAGGGAUGCUGGGAUACACCAGGUUGCAGAUGCAGCAGCCUCUGGACAGCUGUUUGAAACAGCUGAGAAGGGUGAGGCUGAAAAGGAGAAGCCAGAGGAUGACAUGUUUGCAUCAAGCCCAGGACAGAAGACCUCGCCUAAACAGGACAGUUCUGACAGUUCCAGUUCUUCUAGUUCCAGCAGUUCUGAUGAGGAAUCAGACAACAUGAAGGCUGAAAGGAAUGAUGAUGGCAGAUUGCUGUUAAAGAGGAAACGUCCUGACGGCAGCAGUUCUGACUCAAUCAGCAGCUCUGAUGAGGAAGAGGAGCAUCAGGGUGCAGCAGUGCUCCUGGCAAGAAAUACCAAGGAAGUACCAGAAAAUGAGCAAUACAACUUGUGUGUGGUGUGCUACAAGAAGAAGAAAGGGCACUCACACGAAAUGCAGUGGGGCCUGCAGCUGAAGGAUGUAGAAACAUUACAGCCCAGCCUGAGUCCACAGGAGGCCAGACGCCUGGCUGCCCAGCGCUUCAUUCAGAGAAUGAUCCACGCCUGUCAGUGCCGAGACGCAAACUGUCUCCCCAGCUGUCAGAAGAUGAAACAUGUGGUGCAGCACACUAAGAGUUGUAAGGGGAAGACUAGUGAAACACAAGUCAACACACCAGAGUGUACCUCCACCUCAUCCUUGUACCCGACCGGAGAAGACGCCUUGGCCUGGAAUGACUACAUCCAAGACUUCUUCAAGAAUGAUGAAGACACGGCAAGAUCUAUCCAGGAGAGCUGGCCAACUCCUGGCAAACGUAAUUUCAUGACAGAAAUUUGCUUUGCAACAACUGACCAAGAGAUCAACGUUGAGACAAUUCAGCAAUACUUUCAGUUUGGUCAACCCUUCAUGAAAAUUACUGUAAGGUCAAAAACAUUCACAGCAGGUACCUUCGGUAACCUGUCAAAAUCACUGUUAUUCACUCCGAAUGUCACAAAUAUAGUCAUUGCAUUAAAUAAAGUUAAUAGCGACGACAUGGUACAAGCCAAGGUUGUCUUGAGCUGCCUGCACAAACUGAAACAUGUGGAAGUCAGAGAAUUCCACUCUGUAAUCGAUCUGACAGCAAGGUUUGCAACUUUCACUCUGCAGUGUAAAACUCGGCCAAAUGUCUGGCCAGGUGUUUUCUCCUUCCUUUCUUCCGACAUCAAAGAAUUGGUUCUUAAAGGUAAGAGAACGAGGGUUUUCAAAGGCAGGAGACUGGGAGAUAUUUAUUACGGAUUGAGGGAAAAAAUUUCCUCACUGCCUGCUGCUGCCGCCGACAACCUUGCAUCGUCUUUUCCCCAUCUAGAAUGUUUAUUUACGUUGGAUUUGAAAUGUCUGAAGGCCAGUUCUUCUGAAUGGCUCACACUAUUCCAAGGAUUGUCGUCGCUACAUGCAACAACAUCAUUUGUGGAGGGGGGCGAGGCUAGCAGGUUUCCACCGCUAAAGGUGUUGGGUUUUUCCAACUGCGACUUGACUAGUGAAGACAUUCUGUCCCUCAUGAAGAAAUUACCUCCCCUCCCCAACUUGGAGGAGAUAGAUCUCAGUCACAAUAACAUUAGUGAUGAGGCGGUGCCUGGUCUUGCUGAAGGUCUUGGUUCAUGUCAGAACCUGAAGAAGGUGAACCUUAGUCAUAACAAGUUGUCUGACAGGGGAGACUUCUUACCUCCCCUCCCCAACUUGGACGAGAUAAAUCUCAGUCACAAUACCAUAAGUGAUGAGGCAGUGCCUGGUCUUGCUGAAGGUCUUGGUUCAUGUCAGAACCUGAAGAAGGUGGACCUUGAAUCUAACAUGUUGUCUGACGUUAGAGAAGUAAUGAAAGCCUUUAUCAACCUUCCCAUCCUGACACGUGUAGAUAUUGAGAACAAUUCCAUCCAUAACGAGUCCCUCCCCGCCAUAGCUGCGUGGCUGAAGGUUAGCACAGCUGUGGAGAAAGUCUGGCUGUAUGAUAACAGGUUCAGUGCUGAAGGGGUCCGAGAUUUUGUGAGAACCAUGAAGGGCAAGGCUUACUGGGGGCUCUUUAAUGACCUCCUGUAUGACGGCAGCCAGGCUGAUGUGGACGAGGCUGUAGAGUCAAGUGGGGAGGGUGCACGGAGGGAGGAACAGCAGUGGGAGAGGUUGAGAGGGGAGACAGGUUUGAUAGAUGUGAAGGUCAGACAACUGACAGUUGUGAUUAGUCAUGAAGGUCGCAGGUCAUAUUAUACACAGCUAGCAUCGCCCUAAGGUGGCUUUCUCCUCAUUGUUCAUGAUUUUUUUUUUAAAAGAGAACCCCGAAAAGCCAUUACCACGAUGAAACAUCUGUUUAUUUGCCCAAUCUUGUAACACAGAUGUUUAUAGGACUGGCUUUAAGAUGUAGAUCCCACUUCUGCCAUGGAUGUCCACUCAAGAGGAAUAAAAAGCACUUUCACACCAACAAGUCAAACCCUCGUAAGGUAUUUGACAUUGUAGAUAUUUCAACUGCCGUGUAUUUUCAUGUUUAGGUUGUUCCCGCUUUAACAUUUGCUCCCCAUCCAACAAGUGAAUAUUAGCUCCACGUGCAAAUUAAAUUCAUUGUAUUUCCAUAUUCAAGGUCCAGGUUCUAAUCUGUUUGGUUUUCCCCUCUCUAUUCCUGGCUAAGUUAAUGUCAGCUCCAUUGGUGACAAGCAUCUUGUAAUUACAACAUUCGUGUGACUCAGUAUUUUUGUAACUUCAACGUUGGCAAAGUACUAAAAGUGCCGCUCUGUUUGACCUAAAACAUUGUGCAUAGAACUUACUGUAACAGCAUGUAUUUUUGUUCAUAUCUUUUACUGUAUAACUAUAAACUGUAUAAAAGUUUAAGAUGAUGAUCA
Molecule: messenger RNA, 6166 nt
Organism: Branchiostoma belcheri (Belcher's lancelet)
Lineage: Eukaryota; Metazoa; Chordata; Leptocardii; Amphioxiformes; Branchiostomatidae
Exons: 20
Coding region: 192-5561 (1789 amino acids)
Biological process (GO): positive regulation of extrinsic apoptotic signaling pathway; TRAIL-activated apoptotic signaling pathway
Cellular component (GO): cytoplasm; CD95 death-inducing signaling complex
Molecular function (GO): death receptor binding; caspase binding
Source: RefSeq, a predicted model, not a curated record